UACGAUGGCUACUAGAAUUUGCAGACAGUUUGUCCGUACCACUGUUAACUUUGUUUCUAGGAAAAAGCACGUUUUAAGAAUUGAUCAAGCACUGGAAAGUAAAUUUCUACCCAAAUACAAUAUAAAAGGCUUAAAUUUCAACAAGUGGGGGUUAUAUUUAGUCCGAUAUAUCGGUGCUAGGAGUAGGGGCAGAUUAAAACACGUGUUUGGGACCGGUUCUCUUCUAUGUGUUGUCGCAUACUGUUAUAAUGGAUCAAGAAAUAGUGCAGCUCAACUUCUUUCAAGUGCAAGGAGGAAAGAUUAUACAGAGGUGGAAAGGCUCAUAAAAAGUGGGAUGGAUGUUAAUUCCAGGCAUCAGCUGGGGUGGACAGCACUACAUGUGGCAUCUAUCAAUCAUGACUCUAGACUUGUGGAAUUACUGUUAAAGUUUGGAGCUGAUCCAAACCUCGGAGAUGAAUAUUCUACAUUCUAUUCAAUGGCCAGAGAACAUAGAUUUGAUCCUAUGAGUGUGUUGGAGGUCAGGGAAGAACAGUUCAAUGACCGCCUCAGUCAGAGAGCCAACUUUAAAGGCUGCACACCUUUACAUUAUGCUGUCCUCAUGGAGGAUUUCGCUAUUGUAAAAAUGCUGCUAGAUGCAGGAGCAGAUCCAACUCUUGAAAAUGUUAAUGGCCACAAACCGAUAGACUACACCAAAAACCAAUCACUGCAAAACCUUCUUAGAAAUGCAGAGAGCAAGUUUUUGGAAUUGAAAGAGAAGAGGGCUGCAGAAGAGAGAAGAAAGUUCCCCCUAGAACAGAGAUUGAGGGAGCACAUCAUAGGGCAGGAUGGGGCCAUUAAUAUUGUAGCUGCUGCAAUAAGACGUAAGGAGAAUGGCUGGUAUGAUGAAGACCAUCCCCUGGUCUUUCUUUUUCUGGGAUCCUCUGGAAUUGGUAAAACAGAGCUUGCCAAGCAGGUCGCCAAGUAUCUUCAUAAAGACAUCAAAAAGGGCUUUAUAAGAAUUGAUAUGUCAGAGUACCAGGAGAAACAUGAGGUGGCUAAAUUUAUUGGCUCUCCCCCAGGAUAUGUUGGUCACGAGGACGGGGGACAACUCACCAAGAAAUUAACAGAGUGUCCACAGGCAGUUGUUCUGUUUGAUGAAGUGGAAAAGGCACACCCAGACGUUCUGACCAUCAUGUUACAACUGUUUGAUGAGGGUCGACUGACAGAUGGUAAAGGUAAAACUAUUGACUGUAAGGACGCUAUUUUUAUCAUGACCUCUAACCUGGCCAGUGAGGUCAUCGCCAGUCAUGCAUUACAACUACGAGCAGAAGCAGCGGAAUACAAUAAACGGAAAGAUGCAGAGACCCUGGAGGAAUUGGAGGCUGCGGAGAAAAUUACUAUAUCUAGAAAAUUUAAAGAUGAUGUUGUUCGACCAAUUCUGAAGAUGGCGUUCAAGAGAGAUGAGUUUUUAGGGAGAAUCAAUGAGAUUGUCUAUUUCUUACCAUUUUCCCGAUCAGAAUUGAGUAAACUAGUCACUAAAGAACUACAGUACUGGGCCGACCAGGCAGAAAAGAAACACGACAUAAAGUUAUUAUGGGACCACAAUGUAGUGGAUGUAUUGGCUGAUGGAUAUGAUGUCCAUUAUGGAGCCCGCUCUAUUAAAUAUGAGGUUGAGAGGCGCGUGGUGACCCAGUUAGCAAUGGCUCACGAGAGACAGCUGAUUGGAAAGGGGUGUGUGAUUCGAUUGUCAGCCUCUAAUGCAGAAGAUCUGACAAAAACUGACAAAUCAACAGAGGAUCCCCCUACGAUUAAAUUACAGCUGUUACAAAAAGGAAAGGGAGAUAAAUAUGUAGACAUUAACCUAAAAGGGGGAGAUAAUCCAUUCACAGAGGGAUUCAAAUGAGACAGUUGUAUAUGACAUAGGGCUUUUACACCCAAUUAAGUGUGCUUGUUUCUUUAUUUGUCUUUAUAGUGUGCCUCAAAUAUCUUAUGUAUAUGUUUUUUUUCUCUGGGAAAAAAACAUUUGAAUAAAUGUGUUAUGUCACAUUUUCUACAAGAUGAAUGUUGAAAUUAGUUUAAAAAAUAUUUUGCAGUAUGGGCAUGUCUACACUUUUAUAACAUAAAUGAUAGUGUUGUCAAAUUAGACAAUUUUUAGUAUCCAGUUACUUGCUUAUUUUCUGAUCGGUGGUUUUCAUUUAACCUCAACAUCCUUGCCAAGGAAAAAAUUGAUUAGUAACUGUAAUAUAUGUAAAUUCUUUAAAAUUUAUAUAGAUGUUUUUUUUCUUUUAAAAACUUGGCAAUCAAAAUAAGUCAUUAGAUAAACUGUGAGAAACCAAUCAAAUUAAAUCAAUGGUUUUUAUGAAACCCAAAGUCAAGACAAAUGGUAAAUGAAAUUUGCAACACACAUAAGUUUACAUUUAAUACAAAAUAAGAAAAUCUUUGUUUCCCUUAUUUACUUUGUAAAAUAUCUAGAUAUCUGAGUAACAGAGUAGCAUAUUUACUAAUCAAUACUCACAUUAUUGGACGGUUAGCCGGUUACUCGAUGACAACACUAAUAAA
This is a messenger RNA of Saccostrea echinata, 2538 nucleotides long. Its product is annotated as mitochondrial disaggregase-like. Gene Ontology annotation, cellular component: mitochondrion; cytoplasm. Bases 5 to 1882 code for a protein of 625 amino acids. Gene Ontology annotation, molecular function: protein binding; ATP binding; ATP hydrolysis activity. Gene Ontology annotation, biological process: cellular response to heat. NCBI's taxonomy places the organism in Eukaryota, Metazoa, Mollusca, Bivalvia, Ostreida, Ostreidae. The transcript has 17 exons. The record is from RefSeq and is a predicted model, not a curated record.